Messenger RNA from Puccinia triticina, 1347 nucleotides. RefSeq lists its product as uncharacterized. The transcript has 3 exons. NCBI's taxonomy places the organism in Eukaryota, Fungi, Basidiomycota, Pucciniomycetes, Pucciniales, Pucciniaceae. The record is from RefSeq and is a predicted model, not a curated record. Bases 1 to 1347 code for a protein of 448 amino acids.
AUGGGCGACAGGGGAGUGGGUUCGGAAGACGGAUUCCGAGCGUAUCGGAGCCUGCUGGCCUUGGUUCUUCGGCCGGAGACGCGGAUGGACCGAAUCGACGAUUACCUGGUUGGCAAGACCGGGCAGCUGCCGGCAGCGGAGAGCUCCGAAGAAGACUCGUCGUCGGAGGAUGAGGGAGAGGAGAAGACACUCGCCGAGCUGCUCGAAGCCGUCGUCACCUUCCCGGCCACCAGCCUCGGCGUGCUCCAGGGCCUCCUGCCCAGCCGGCCCUACUCCCUCCUCACCCUCUUCGCCCUCCACGGCGACCGCUGCCUCAUCUACGCUCUCUCCUCGCUCACCCCCGCCAGCCUCGUCGACUUCGACUGGCGCCUCUUCAAUGCCCUCUCGCCAGAGGCAAAGCUCAUCCUCAAAUCGAUCAGAGCCGACCGGAGGCUGAGGAGACCCCUACGGAUCCCCCGAGAUAUCCAACGCAGGAUACAAGAGAUCAAGCAGAACCGAGUCGCCCAGCAAAGGCAGAAGCGAUCCCGAACAGACUCGCCGGAGCCCGCCGGACGGAAUGGCCAGCAGGCGACGGCUAAGACAGGCGUCUGGAUGGGCAACUAUUUCGUGGAAGACUAUGAAGACCAGGCCGCAGACCAAGACCCAAGCGCGCGGCCGUCGGGGACGACAACAAACAGCAACCGGAGCCGGAGCCAGGCCGGGCCGUGCUCAUCCAACCCCCCACAAAACGUGAAGCCGAGGGCCGUCGAUCACAAGAGAGCAAAGCUCGCCAGCCUGGCAGCCGCUCCCCGCCAACGAGCCACUACUACCCCCUCCCCUCCACCCCCACCACCACCCCCACCGCCCCCGUUACCUCUGCCCGCUGGGCCCCAGGCACUUCCUGGGGGAGACACCAAUUCGCCCUUCGUUUGCGUUCAAGUCUCUGGCUUACCGCUCGAGGCUAGCCCGGAAAGCAUCCUCUUCUUCUUCCAACACGGCGCGGACAUCUUCAAGGUUGCGAGGAAGCAUGAGCAACGGAUCAAUGCGCUGGGCCGGGCCCUACACAAGUUCAAGCCGAACGUCAUCCAUGCGUACCGAGCCAAGGGAAGCAGCGGAAAGGGCGGAGAGGUGCGCCGGUUCGAAGUAAAGGGGGCGGACAUCACGAUGGUCGAGACGUCGGGGCCGGGCGGCGCGCAAGCUGAGACCCGCUCGGUGAUCGUCCGCUUCCGUCGCAACUCCUCAUCUCCCUUAGACGACCAACAGCAAACCGCCUGGAAAGCGUUCAUUGAAGAAUUCAACCGCAAGAAAUACUUCCCUUACGAUCCGCUAUGCCCCCCCCUCUCUUGUCGUCUGCUACCUUCUUCCUAG